AUGACCAGUUCAAUGAAUUCAACUAGCAGCAAUGAUAAUUUGGAAACGUAUAGCAUAUUCUGGUUAGAUGCUUCAGUCAAUAAUGAAGAAAAUAUUACGGCUCAAAAGAAAUUACGAAGCAUUAUUAAUCAAUUACGGACGUUUGUCGAUCCUGAAGACUUUUUAGAUCAUGUUUGUUAUAUUCAACAAGGCGAUCUUACAAUCUUGAUUGUAAGCGGUCAAAUGGGUCGCAUUGUCGUGCCCGAAAUGCAAAAAUUGGCUCAGGUAUCGUCAAUAUACGUAUAUUGUUUUGACAAAGAGGCUAAUUUACAAUGGAGCCAACCAUAUAAGAAAGUAAAAGCUGUGUGCACCAAACUAGAUGAAUUGAUCGAUAUAAUUCGAGUCGAUCAAAAGAAUCGCGGCCGAAACGAAGAAGCUUUGGCCAUGGAUAUUUUGGAUCGUAGUUCAACAGAGUUGAACGAAGAGAAGAAGUAUUUUGAAGCGCUCGACUUCUAUGAGAAGUCACUUGCUAUUCACGAGAAGCAUCUACCACCGGAUCAUCCUGAUUUGGGUGGAUCGUACAACAAUAUUGGCGUUGUUCAUCGACGUCUCGGUCAUUAUGAUCUCGCAUUGGAUCAUUACAAUCGAUCACUUAAAAUCAAAUUGAAGUCACUUCCUGGUCAACAUCCAGAUAUUGCAAUGACCUACUUAAACAUGGGUGUUGUGUAUGCAUACAAGAAUGAAUUAGAACAGGCAUUGAUAUAUAUGAAGAGGGCUCAGACAAUCUAUGAAGUAGCAUUACCAUUUAAUCAUCCUGAUAUAGUAAAGAUAAAGGAUGAUGUUAACAGAGUAGAAGAUAAUUUUUAA
This is a messenger RNA of Rotaria socialis, 846 nucleotides long. The record is from the annotation of a GenBank genome assembly. NCBI's taxonomy places the organism in Eukaryota, Metazoa, Rotifera, Eurotatoria, Philodinida, Philodinidae.